ACGAAUACAUUAUAAACUGGACCACAAGCUAUAAGGCUCAAAAGAUCUUCAAGCCCGAGAGUAGAACCCAAACUCAAAACUGUUGUAUUUUUGCCAAAAGAAAACCAAUACUGCGAUUGUUCUCGGCUGCAGAGAAAAUGGGGAGGAAGAAGGGAGUAGUAGAGUUCGAUGAGACGGCGCCGGACUUCGACCCGGCGGACCCGUAUAAGGACCCGGUUGCCAUGCUGGAGAUGAGGGAGCACAUCGUCCGGGAGAAAUGGAUCGAUAUAGAGAAGGCCAAGAUCCUCAGAGAGAAGGUUAAGUGGUGCUACCGCGUCGAGGGAGUCAACCACCUCCAGAAAUGCCGCCACCUAGUCCGUCAGUACCUCGACUCCACCCGCGGCAUUGGAUGGGGCAAGGACGGCCGUCAUCCUUCACUUCACGGUCCGAAGGUUGAGUCGGUGGAGUCAGAAUGAUAUCUUUCCUGGAUUAUGUGGAGAUUACUGAAUAUGCGCAGCAGAUAAAUGCAUGGCGUGGAGGAGUCGAGGCCUUAAUAUCAAAUCAGUUUGGUUGUAUCAUCAUUAUUGUUCUUUGCCCAUAGGACUCGUGUCAUGGACAGUGAUCUCUUUUGUUUUACUUUUAUGACAUGCGGCCGAAUCUUGGUGACUUAGGCUUUAUUGUAACUUUUCCUUGUUAUCCUCAAGCGAUUUGCUAUUACCUGGAUGAGGCUACCCAUCACAUAAUGUAAUAAUAAGCUUCCCAUUACUUGAAACUUGAACCUUUGUUGAUAUGGAAUUUGCUGUUAUU
Messenger RNA from Rubroshorea leprosula, 786 nucleotides. The record is from the annotation of a GenBank genome assembly. NCBI's taxonomy places the organism in Eukaryota, Viridiplantae, Streptophyta, Magnoliopsida, Malvales, Dipterocarpaceae.